Molecule: messenger RNA, 13462 nt
Organism: Cavia porcellus (domestic guinea pig)
Lineage: Eukaryota; Metazoa; Chordata; Mammalia; Rodentia; Caviidae
Gene: Vcan
Product: versican
Exons: 15
Coding region: 1353-11516 (3387 amino acids)
Biological process (GO): cell adhesion; positive regulation of neuroblast proliferation; central nervous system development
Cellular component (GO): perineuronal net; synapse
Molecular function (GO): calcium ion binding; hyaluronic acid binding
Source: RefSeq, a predicted model, not a curated record
UUUUUAUCGGUUCCGGGGAUCGAACUCAUGAUCGCCUGCUUGCAAGGCAGGUGCUUAUGCCACUGAACUAAAUCCCCAGCCCCUAGACAGCUACAGUAGUUUUAAGAAGGCAUCUUAUCGUGAUAGUAUCCAGCGGACAAAAGUGGCCACCUCUCUCUUUGAGCUCCUAAGUUGAAUAAACCUGUUUCAGCAGCCUCCCACCCUCAGCUGAGAACAGAGAUUGAUUCCUGUUUCAUUGACCAAAGUUCCAUAGCCACCACCAUUCCAAAAGCAAUCACUGGCAAAAAGAAUGAGACCAGUGUAACUGAUUUAGCAUAUCAGGAUCAUCCUCCUGCCCUGGGGUAUGACCCAGAUUUCUCUAAGCUAUAUAGCUUUACUCAGAGGGCAGAUACUAGAAUGGAACUGUUGGGUUUUUUUGUUUUUGUUUUUUGUUUUAGAAAGGAGAAAGAGGAAUGGCUGUAUUUUUUGGUACCAGGGAUUGAACUCAUGACUUAGUGCUUGCCAGGAUUUAGGUGAGCUAAAUCCCCGGCAGAAAUACCUAUUUGGAAACCAACCAAUAAUGAUUUUUAUAGACCAGUCCUCAAGGUAGCAGAGAGAGACCAAAUAACCUACCUUUGAAAAGAUUUGCGCUUUGAUUUCUAGAUGGUCCCUUUGUUAGUCAGCUCUGCAUAACCACGGAAAAUACCUGAGGUGCCAGCUCAGAAAGAGACAGGAUAGCUUUAGCCCCAGUUUGGAGGUUCCAAUGUGUGAUUGAUUAUGGCUUGUGGCAAGGCAGUAUGUCACGCUGGAAACAUAUGGCAGAGCCAGUGCUCAGCUCAAGAGUGCCAGGAAGCACAAAGAGAUCAGGGAAGAGAGAGACCAGUGUCCUCUAGUCCCUUCAAGGACACGCCCUCCCUUGCCUAUGACCUCCAGGAGUCCCUGCAUCUUAAACAAUUUCCUCUACCUUCCCAUAGUGCUCAGCUGAAGACCAAGCCUUUAAGAUCUGGCCAUUUAGGGACAUUUAAGACGCAAACCCAAGUGGUCUCCAACACUGGAGCUGCUUUUCCUCCUCAUUAAAGCAGCCCUGGAAGGGGACCACUGUGAGACUUGGAUUGCUAAAUGUCACACAGUGAAUUACAGACUAAAGUCAGAACAGGAUUUCUUGGCAGUCCAGGCAGGCUACUUUCCUUCACCAUUUACUCUGGAGAGUUGGGAACUGUUGGAACUGCUUUCAAACUCAUGGCAAGCACUGGCCACUUUUGUAAUUAACAGCUCUUUAGAAUACUCUCCUUAGGUUUGCUCAGCCAGCUGGAAACAGGCAGAGCCCAAACUCUGAAAAGCCCCGCUGAGGCCUUGUUCUCUGCUUUGAUAUCAUGUGCCUUGUUGGAUGUAGAUUUCUUCUAUUCUGCAUCUUUGCUGUUGCUUCUUCGUCUUCAUCUUCUCUUGUUGUCUCCACAGCCAGCUUCUUAUUGCUAAAGGACAAGAUGUUGGUACCUAUCAGAAGCAUCAUGUGGAUCUGCUCCACCUUCGUGGUAACCCAGGCACUGCCUGCAGGCCCCAUGGGGAAUGGCGCGACGGUGCAGGGCUGGCUGGCUGGGACCGUGGUGCUGCCCUGCCGCCUCCCGGAGCUGUCCACAUCGCGGCUCGCGGCCCAAGCUGGCGGCGAGUCCCUGCGUGUCAAGUGGUCAAAGAUCGAGGUGGACCGCAGCGGAAGAGACCUGAGGGAGACGACCGUGCUGGUGGCCCAGGACGGACACGUGAAGGUGGGGCCGGACUUCCAGGGCCGCGUGUCGGUGCCCUUGCAGCCCGCGACUGCGGGUGAUGCGUCCCUGAUCCUGGGCGCUCUGCGCGCCAGCGACGCGGGCCGGUACCGCUGUGACCUGCUGCUGGGAGUGGAGGACGCGCAGGCCACCGUGGCGCUGGCCGUGGAUGGGGUUGUGUUUCACUACAGGGCGGCAACCAGCAGAUACACACUGAACUUUGAGGCUGCCCAGAAGGCUUGUGUCGACAUCGGGGCUGUCAUAGCCACCCCAGAGCAGCUCUUUGCUGCCUAUGAAGACGGUUUUGAGCAGUGUGACGCCGGCUGGCUGUCUGAUCAGACUGUGAGGUACCCUAUCCGAGUUCCCCGAGAAGGCUGCUUUGGAGACAUGAUGGGGAAGGAAGGAGUCAGGACCUAUGGGUUCCGUUCCCCUCUGGAAACUUACGAUGUGUACUGUUACGUGGAUCAUCUGGAUGGUGAUGUAUUCCACAUUACUGCUCCCAACAAGUUCACCUUUGAGGAGGCUGCCGAGGAGUGCGAAGCCCAGGAUGCCAGGCUGGCGACCGUGGGGGAGCUGCAGGCGGCCUGGAGGAGGGGCUUCGACCAGUGCGACUACGGGUGGCUGCAGGAUGCCAGCGUGCGCCACCCUGUGACUGUAGCCAGGGCCCAGUGUGGAGGUGGUCUUCUUGGGGUGAGAACCCUGUAUCGUUUUGAGAACCAGACAGGCUUCCCUCCCCCUGAUAGCAGAUUUGAUGCCUACUGCUUUAAACCUAAACAGAAUGUAUCAGAGGCUACCACGAUUGAAUCGAAUAUCCUCGCAGAAACUGCAUCACCCAGUUUAUCCAGAGACCCACAAGUGGUCCUCCACAGAGCGACAACUGUAGGCACUGAGUUACCUAGUAUCACAACAGAGUUCCCUCCUGCAGGGAACAUGAUCGGUUUUGAAAAGAGAGCCACGGUUCCAGCUCAGGCUGUCACACACCUGUUAGCCACUGUAGCGCCCACCACUCCUGCUGAAAGUGCGGCAAAGCCUUGGGAGAUGGACUCCUACUCACCUUCUGCCUCUGGACCCCUUGGAAAAACAGAUCUAUCUGAAAUUAAGGAAGAAGUGCUCUACAGCACAACAGUCACCUCCCAGCAUGCCACUGAUUCAUGGGAUGGCACCAUGGGAGACACUCAAACACAAGAAUCAGUGACACAGGUUGAACAAAUAGAAGUGGGUCCCUUGGUAACGUCCAUGGAAAGCUCCAGACACACUUCUUCCCAGGAAUUGCCUGUAACCCAAGCAUCCUUUGCAUCCACGGAAAUGAAACUGGAAUCCAAAACUACAGGUCCAUCUGUAAGCACUGCUCCUGAGUGGAUAAGCACAAACCACUAUGGGGUCACCUUGGGAGAAGACUACAAGGAAGAUAGGACACUUACAGUCAGAUUGGGUCAGAGCACAAUGGUCUUCAGCCAGAUACCAGAAGUUAUCACGGUGUCAAAGACUUCAGAGGACUUGAAGUCCAUGGCAGCCCCCACCAUUGUUCUACCUGUGACUCAGCCUGAGCACGACAGCUGGGAAGAGAAGCAAACAGACAGUCAAGUAACUGAAGAUACAUCUGGCCAGGCUCUCUCUACUACGUCUUUCUCAUCCUGGCAUAGUACGGAAUCAUUUCCUUAUUCUGGUGAUAAAACAUUAGCAGAGGAAGUGUCCACAGAUAUUCAUCCCUCCUCACAGACAGAAAUGACACAAGGAAGAGAAAGGACAGAGACACCGAGACCAGAGAGGAGAACUGAGACUUACACGCUUUACGAGGUACAAGGAAAAGUCACCAAAGAGCCCUUCACGGGUAACGUGGAAGAAGAAUUCUCUGGAAUGAGGGCCUCUACGUCUUCCUCAGAGCAAAUCCAUUUUACAGAAUCUUCUGUGGAAAUGACCAAAUCUUUAGAUUCCUCAGCAUGGACAACAACAGAGUUAAGUGUGAAGCCAACAGCAAGAGAUGUGGAGGAAGAUACUACGCGAACUCUUGGGUUAGACACCGAUCAAGAUAUUCCCAAGGGUGAUGAAGACAGUCCUGCAGCUCAUGGGACCCGCAGUACCUCAAGUAUGGCUGUGGUCACUGUAACAAAGGGGUCGUGGGAUGAGGGUAAUGCAACAUUCAUGAUUUUGGAGUCCACAGAGCAGACAAGUUCUCCCAAACAGUCCUCUGUCUUACUUACCACUUCAGGAGUGAAUGGAAAGGAUGAAGAAACCCCAGGUUUCACAGAUCGUGGAAGAGAUGCAUUUUCUCCUUUUCCAGGUAGCACCCAAAAGCCAACAGAAAAAUUAACUGAGGAACACUUGACAGAGGAGGGGAAAGUCACAGUGAAACUUCAGCCCACUACAUCCAUGGGUAUUACCGAAAAGUCCACUUGGAGAGAUUCUGUGACUGAAGACAGAGUCCCACCUACCACAAGCACAAAACGCCAAGUUAUUUAUACCACCCUGGAAGGAAGUGCGCUGGGUGAAGAAGAUGAUUUCUCUAAGCCACUGUCUACUGUGCUCUCAUUUGCACCUUCCUCAGAUGUGGGAGGAUUAGCAUUUGUGGAUUUCAGUAGCACGCUGGAGCCCACUACUCCUGCAGACACUGCCCAUACCCUUCCUUUUCCGGUAAUGCCCGGGACAGACUGGGGAGAGCCAGCUCCCUCUGCUCCAUCAGAAGGGGAGGUUCUAGCUGAACCUUCUCAAGAAGUCAUUGAACAGCCUUACCUGGAAGCAACGAUGGCUCCUGAAACUCUGACAACGACAGUGGAGACCAUGGCGGAAGCAACUCAGGAGGAACUUCCUUGGGAAGAACCAAUAACCAGGAGACCAGAUCACAUAGUGACUUCAACAGUCGCCAUGCCCACAGAGGCAACGACAGGACUGGACAAAGACGACGGGGAAGGGUCAGCAUAUAUGGUCCCAGAAGAUCAAUUGGUGACAAGUGCUGAGAGAGUCCCAGUUUUAGAAACAACUCCAGAUGGAAAAGUUGAACAUCUAACCAGUGCUGUAACUGAGCACAAAGCGGAGGUGGAUGAAAUGGUCAGGACAACACCAGGCAUCAAGCCGGAAGUAUUUGUCAGGCCCGAGUCUGGAGAGAAAGAAGCAGAAGGCAGCAGUCCCACAGAAUUCACGUCACCCUCAAGUCCCUUCAGCACCACGCUCAGAGAGGAAAUCACUACCAAGCAAAGGGAGGAAACGUCCUUGGAUUAUAUCGAUUUAGGCUCAGGAUUGUUUGAAGUGCCGAAAGGCACAGAAUUACCAUGGUUUUCAACAACCGAAGCAGUGGUUCCAGGUGAUAUCACUACUGCAUCCGGUGCAGUAGACAGGCGUCACCCCACUUCCACAGCCAGGCCGUCCUCAGUGCCCACCGAGGAACCCUUUCUCAUCCACAGGGGACCUGGAGAAGGAAUCACGCAGGACCUGCUGCCCCUUGGAGAAUCCACGUCUCCCCUUCCUUCCACUACACUUACUGAUCUCAUAGCUAAGAAAACAGAAGCGGAUAUUGACAGAGAAUAUUUCGAGACCACAAGUUCUCCUACACAGCCCCAAAGAACACCCACGGUGGAAGGCAGAGAGGCUUUCAGAUCUCAGGCAGUCUCCACUCCACAACCCCCAGAGGGCACAAAAUUCCACCAUGACAUAAAUGUUUAUAUUAUUGAGGUCAGAGAAAACAAGACAGGUCAAAUGAGUGAUUUGAGUAUAAGUGGUCAUCCAAUAGAUUCAGAGUCUAAAGAAGAUGAACCAUGUAGUGAAGAGACAGAUCCAGUGCAAAAUCUGUUUGAUGGAAUUUAUCCCGGGAUAAUCCAAAUAGACAUAUACAACGGUGAGGAGGAUGGAGGGGAAGAUGAAGAUUGCACAAAUGCUACUGAUGCGACCACCACACCCUCUGUGCAGUACAUAAAUGGGAAACAGCUUGUCACCACUGUGCCCAAGGGCCCAGAGACGGAAGAAGCCAGGCGUGGCCAGUAUGAAAGUGUACAACCUUCUCAGAAUUUCUCAGACAGCUCUGAAAGCGAUGCCCAUCAGUUUGUUAUACCAGAAACAGAAUUGUCUACUGCUUUGAAACCUAAUGAAUCUAAAGAAUCUGCUGAAUUGCUAGAAAUGACAUGGAAACCUGAAACUUACCCCAAAAUGUCCGAAACGUUUUCCAGUGGUGAACCUGAUAUUUUCCCUACAGUCCCAUUCCAAGGGGGAAAACACCCAGAGGGGGAAGAGUCAACCACAGAGACAGAUCCUGGACUUGAAAAUGUGGCACCUGGAAGUGCUGAGCCUUUGCCUCUGUUUCCUGAAGAGUCUUCCGGAGAGACUUCCACUGACCAAGUGUCUCAGAUCAUGGUAUUUUCCAGGGCUACAGAAGUAACGCUGGGUGAAGAGGCAGACAGAAGUAGUGCUGUCACGUAUACUCCGAGCAGUAUGGUUCCAAGCUCUCUGGAUCCCAUGUCACAGGAAGGCUCAGUUACCCUAACAGGAAAUCCACAGCCUGAUGAGCCCCUGUCUGCUACAGAAAGUGGGGUUGAAAUAACCCCCGGCCAAAGUGUGGAACACUCAGGGAGUUCUUCACUUCUAUUUCUGGAGGGCUCUGGGGAAGUAGAAGAAUACACAGAUAAAAUGUUUACCAUGGCAGCUGACCUGUCACCGAGAAAUACUACAGAUGUACUCAUUACUUUAGAGACCGGCAAGGUCAUAACCACAGAAGGCUUUUCAGAUAUUGUAGCCACCACCGUUUUUUCCAGUUCUGAGCUUUCUUCUGCAGCAGUGGAGUCUCCCAAAUUUGUAAGUGAAGCAGAUACCUCCAUGCAGGUUUUCAGUACAGCUCUUGAGGGAAAAGGAGAGAAAGAGACAGAGGAGGAGGAAAAGGGAACUACUGGUAUGGCUUUUACAACUGAGUCGCUGUCACCAACACAGAGAUCAGAUCAACUCAUUCCAUCCCCUGAGUUAGAAAAUGCAAAUGUAGCUACCUCUAGUGAUUCAUCCAUCCGGCAGGGUUUUAUGCCCUUGACAACGCCCACCCAGUCUGAAAAUUCGAUGCCAAGCUCUCCCCUUUUCUUUACAGAGCCAGAGCUUGUAGUUAACUCGGGGGCACAGCCCUUUGAGCACAAUAGUGGCAGCCGAGCUGGAGUCCAGGAAGGGCUGACCACUCUCCCAGGUAGCCUCGUCUCUCUCUUUAUGGAGCAGGGCUCUGGGGAGGCUGCUGUGGACCCAGAGACCACCACCCUUUCUUCAUUUUCAUUAAAUUUAGAGCCUGAAACUCGAGCCAAAAUGGAAGUGGCCAGCACUUGGUCCCCGCAUGUGGAAUCCACAUCCUCCUCUGAACCAGCGGGCCGAGUUUGGACUGCUGUCACAGACAGUGAAGUCACUGAGCCUAUAAACCAAACAUCCGAGGGAAAAUCGAUUUCAGAAUCACCAGAAGAACCAAACCAUGGGGGAGGAGUAAAGGGCUUUUCUACAGGUUUUCCUUUGGAGGAAGAUUCCAGUGGUGAGUUUACAGAGUACUCCACAGUGUCUCAGCCUGUCACAGAGGUGAGUGAAGGCUCUGGAGAUGGAGGCUCUACAAAUACCCAGAUUUUACCCUCUGUAGUGUCCACUGCUGGGCACAGCCAUCACAGUUCUGAUGCAGGACAGCCCCACAGCACCACAUUAAGCACCUCAGCCCUCCUCUGGGAAGAGCUGGAAGCCUUUGCUGAGGGCUCCGGUGGCGAGCAGCUGAUCACAGCCAGCAGUUCUUUUGACCCUGUGCUUCCCACUGCAGUGGAAAACUUCUCUGGUACAGAUUUCCCAUUUAUUGACCAAGGAUUGGAAGAAGUAAGUGUGAUUCAUGAAGCCAAUCAAAGACCCACCAUUUUACCUAGCACAGGGGCAGAGAGUACUGCAGAGUCUGCAGAAAAGAAAGAUGUAAAGGUUAACAGCACAGUUUCAGUGGACUUUCUCCAGACAACUGAGCCAGCCAAGUCAGGGACCAGGCAAGAAGGCGAUCCCUUGAGACAAGGGGUUGAAGGUGAAUCAGCUUCAGAGGAACAGAUUCCAGAACAUGCAUCUCUCAAACCGGAACAAACGACCUUUUAUUCACAAAUGCUUACUGAAACUGGACUCCAAACAACAGAUUAUUCCACAAAGAAAAUACCUACCACUGAUAAGCAAGUGGAGGAGGAAGGUGUUUCCUCAGUUCCCUUCUCUAUUCCACGUGCAGAUCCAGAGGCCUCGGAACCCUACACUCCUCUCCCCGAGCUUCCUGAAAGGUCAGAGUUUUACUCAGCUUCUGCUGCCGUGACUGUGACUGAAUGGACUCCAGCUGAAGUAGUCACAGAUCCAUCAACUGAGGAAGAAGAAGGCAUAAAGCUCUUUCCCCAAGGUGUGAGACCAAGCAUUAACAACCCGGGUACUGAUCUUUUAUUCUCUGGACUGGGAUCAGGAGAAGAACUUUUGUCCACACUGCCUCCAAUGUCAGUGAAUUUUACUGAAAUGGAACGAAUCAUUAGCACAUUAGAUCCCCAGACUCCUCAAGUGGAAAGUGUAAAAACAAGUGUGUUAGUUGAAAAAGUAGAAGACUAUGAGAGAGUGGAGAAUGUGGACAAUGAAGUGAGAUCCUUCAUUUUCAAAACAGACAAUGCCACCAAAUCUGAGGAGGCAGCGCCCAACACAACCUUACUAGAAGUUUUGGGUGGCCCAGGAUCAGAAGAACCAACUACCGCACCUGUGUCUUUAUCCACAGACACGGAACAUCCUCUCCAUGAGACCCUCAGGUGGUCAGAAGAAAUCCAGACCUGGAGACAAGCUGGACCCGAGCAAGUUUCUCCUGAGAAUUCUUCAGCAACACCUUCCACAGUUUUUGUAGCUAGAACUCAUGUUCUUGAAAUGACCAGAGAGUUUAUUACAUCAGCACCAAAACCAUCGGACUUGCUUUAUGAAAAUUCUGGAGAGGGAUCUGGAGAAGCGGAUACUCUUGAUUUAGCCCACACUUCUGGAACUACUCAGGCAAGCAGGCCAGAGACCACCACAUUUGUUUCCGACAGAUUCCUAGAAGACCAUCCGGAAGCCCCAAGUGCUGAAGCUGGAACUGCCCACACCCCUCCUCCUGCAUCCACGAUACUGCCUCUCCACAUGGAGCAGAACAGAACCAUCCCUGAUCCAAGCAGCAUCCCAGCACACACACAGUCCCCCCAGAGGCCCACAGAAGAUGGGGCAGACAGUUUCCAAGACCAUUUUGUGGGAUUUACGGAUUCUACCUUAAAACCUAACAGAAGAAAAGCCACUGAAAAUAUUAUUAUAGAUCUGGACAAAGAUGAUUUCAUGUUGACCGGUACAGACAGCCCCAUCCUCGAUAUCCUCGAGCUGCGAGAUACCACCACUAUCAUAGAUAUUGACCACAGCAGACCUGCAGAUGAAGAUGCCCUCGGGAUGCAGACAGACCUAGAUCCGGAGGUGCCAGCAGGAAGUGAAGAAAGUGCCCAGGCCACCCAGGCUCAAGAGCAGCACGAGGCAGCUGGCACCUUGUCUUUCACUGAGAAAGCAUUUGAGGGCUCUGGUGAGGAUGCCAGCGACACCCAGGCAGCAGAUAACCAUCCAGUGACUUCUGAGAGUAAAAGCCAGUUAGGUCACACAGGCUUCAACUCUCCCACCAAAAUCUCUGUCCCUAGCAUGGCAACCGAAGUAGGUAUUUUGCUUCCCACAGUCACUUCGCUGCCUACGCCCGGUAAAUCUGCCACAGUUCAUCCAGAGAUCAAAGAACCCAAACCGGAAACGACAGGCCUGGAUGACAUAUUUGAAUCAAGCACUUUGUCUGACGGGCAAGCUAUUGCAGACCAAAGCGAAGUAGUGUCGACACUGGGCGAUUUGGAAAGGACACAGGAAGAGGAUGAAGAAAAGAAACAUGUAGGUCCUUCUUUCCCACCAGACUUCUCUUCAGGGGAUGAGGAGCUGUUGACAGAUGUCACUCCCUAUGUAAGUAUCAAUCAUGUCCACCUCCUGACUCAGAGCUUAACGGAAGCCCCUGCCGUGCAGGGAGGACCCAGCCCCUCGGUGGCUCUGUCAGCGUUUGAAGAGUUGUCCCAUCAGACACCAUCCUCUCCAUCCUCUAUCUUCCCGGGCAGUGGAGCAUCAGAGAACACAGAGGUCCCCCAGCCGAGUGUCCUGCCAGGUACAGACGCCAUCUCCACUCUGACAUCUCCAGAGCAUCCUCAGAAUGAGGUUCACACAAUUUUAGAAGCCACUUUCAAACCAUCAGGUGAAGAGCAGGUCCCUGUAACCAAGCCUCCAUCCUCCUCUCCUGACACAGAACUUUCAGAAGAUGAGAGCAAACCCAGGGUAUUUGAAGAAGCGGGAAGUUCUCCCUCAGAACCCAUUACCAAGGAGGCAACCAAGGCUCCCCAAGAUCCCACACACACAGACAGUGGUCCAUUUUCUGGAGAAACAACAGAAGUGCUCCCAAGACUUCCAACCUAUGGAGUUGAACCUGUUCCUACAGCUGGCAGGGAGACUGAAUCAGAAGGUGCCCCACAGUGGCUGCAUUCCACUUCCACUUCUGUGACCUCCAGGGUUGGGGCAGAUGUGGUGCCUCAGCCCAGCCCGCAGACUUCUGCGAGCCCCACUGUCCCUUUUUCUUGGGAAACAAACCCGGAAACACAUGCAGCAGCUUUUGUCCGAGGGGAGCACUCCACUAUAGCAGCACCAGAAAAGGAAAUGCCAGCCGGUUUCCUUGAUUCUAACAGUCAGGUGACAGUCAGCACUGUGGGAUUAAACCCUGAGCUCAUCACAUCAUCAUUUUCCCUUCCGGAAACUUCUAAUGAAACUCAUUUCCUGAUUGGCAUUCAUGAAGAGGCCAUGGAGGGCACAGCCGUCUAUUUCGCAGGACCUGAUCGAUGUAAAACCAACCCUUGCUUGAAUGGAGGCACUUGCUACCCUACGGAGACGGCCUACGUAUGCACCUGUGUGCCGGGCUUCAGUGGAGAUCAGUGUGAACUCGACUUUGAUGAGUGUCACUCUAACCCGUGUCGGAACGGGGCGACCUGUGUGGACGGCUUUAACACGUUCCGGUGUCUCUGCCUUCCCAGCUACAUUGGCGCACUUUGUGAGCAAGAUACUGAGACCUGUGACUAUGGCUGGCACAAAUUCCAAGGGCAGUGCUACAAAUACUUCGCCCACCGACGCACAUGGGACGCAGCUGAGAGGGAAUGUCGUCUGCAGGGAGCCCACCUCACCAGCAUCCUGUCGCACGAAGAGCAGAUGUUCGUGAAUCGUGUGGGCCAUGAUUAUCAGUGGAUCGGACUCAAUGACAAGAUGUUCGAGCAUGACUUCCGCUGGACUGACGGCAGCACGCUGCAAUAUGAGAACUGGAGACCCAACCAGCCAGAUAGUUUCUUUUCUGCUGGCGAAGACUGCGUGGUCAUCAUUUGGCACGAAAACGGCCAGUGGAACGACGUCCCCUGCAACUACCAUCUCACCUACACCUGCAAGAAAGGCACAGUUGCUUGCGGCCAGCCCCCUGUGGUAGAAAAUGCCAAGACCUUUGGAAAGAUGAAGCCUCGUUAUGAGAUCAACUCCUUGAUUAGAUACCACUGCAAAGAUGGUUUCAUUCAGCGCCACCUUCCAACGAUCCGGUGCCUAGGGAACGGAAGAUGGGCCAUACCUAAAAUUACCUGCAUGAACCCAUCUGCAUACCAAAGGACUUAUUCUAAGAAAUACUUUAAAAAUUCCUCAUCAGCAAAGGACAAUUCAGUAAACACAUCCAAACACGAUCAUCGCUGGAGCCGGAGGUGGCAGGAGUCCAGGCGUUGAUUCCUCAAAGGGCAAACAUAGGUUUUCAUCUUUUCAGCCAAAGUCCUAACUUCCUGUGCCUUUCCUACCACCUUGAGAAGUGUUAAUCAGUUGGUUUCGAUUUGUGGACCACCGUCCGGUCAUGUGGGGUUGUUGUGCUCCCAAAGCAUUUUUAAAUGAAAGUACGGGCAUCCGAAAGGAAAGCAAAUGAGACAAAAGAAAACGAGGGCAGAAAGUCACCAUUUCCAGCCUGUCUCGUGUCGCUAGCGCACUCUCUGCCUCUGGCACGGAUCAUUUCGUGACGUCUACCAGCCUACUGUACUAUUUAAAGAGCUCCAUGUCAGCACCGGUGGCCAUGUAAAUAAGAUGAUUUAAUGUUGAUUUUACGCCUGUAUAUAAAUUAAAAAGUCACACUGAAUUCGGGCAUAUUUAAUGAUGAUUAUGGAGCCUUCAAGGUCUUUAAUCAUUGGUUCGGCUGCUUUGGGGUAGUUCAUUUAGGUUGGAGAUGGUUUUCAUUUGCCCUUUGGCUGGCAGCGGGACAGCUUUUCCUGGACAAGUAGCAAACGCAAUCUUGGUCACUGCGUGUCUCAGCCACAGGCGCCAUCCGCUUCUGCAUGAUGCCGAAGCCGGAGGGCUCUGGCAUGGCGUCCAUUGCUGCAAUCCUUUUCCUUCAGCUUACGUGGAAGGCCUGCACAGAGGACUUUUCUAUGACCAGAAGCAUUUUUUUAAAGGGGACAAAGUGCUAAUUAUUAACUCAACCAGGUCUACUUUCUAAUGGCUUUUGUAACAAUAACUCUGGUAAGAUUACAUAGGGAAUCAAGACAUUUUUGAUGGACAGAGACCGAGGGCUCAGGAGGGAGGGGAAUUGUUAGAACAACACACAUGCAAAAAAGCAGAAAAAAAAAUUUUGUAUAUAUAACCAUUUUAAUCUUUUAUAAAGUUUUGAAUGUUCAUGUAUGAAUGCUGCAGCUGUGAAGCAUACAUAAAUAAAUGAAGUAAGCCAUACUGAUUUAAUUUAUUGGAUGUUAUUUCCCCCAGACCUGAACGUGGAUAUAGUACGCUAGGAAUUUUUCAGUGUUAGCUUUGUAUUUUGCUCACACGGUUUGGAACCAUACAAUGUAGGUACUUUGUCCCUGAUUAAAUAAUGUGAUGGAUAGAAUACGUUAAGUGCUAAUUAAGGAAAGAGUGGACAAGUGUGUAGCUUUGGGCAAGUGGCCUUUGGCCAUUCUCCACAAGGUUUCUGUGUAGGAUUAGCCUGGGUGUUUCGUCUCGAUAGGUGCAGUGUAUGUAUUGAAAUUUGUCCUCAACUCUUCCCAUUAUUUUCUCCCUUCUAUUUGAAUAAACAGACUGCUGAAGUUGACUUUUGAAUCAUGAUCCACUUAAUUUAACGGUUAAAGAAAACUCUGUAGUGCAAAGAAAGCAGGAAGCAUAGAUGACAAAUCAAACGCAAAUAGAAAUGAUAAAUGCUUGGAGAGAGGGGUGUUUAACCCGAGUUAAACGGUACACAGGGUUCACAAGGACUGAAACAUCCCAGGAUACGCACAGUUAAGGGUGAUUUUGUGUGCUUAUGUAUCCAUUCACAGUUUAAAAAAAUUUUUUUAAAGAAAGAGAAAGAAAACUAGAUAAAGAGCAGACAGGUUGGCCCGACGUGGACUCUCAUGAAACCUCCUCUGCCCUUGAAGGAGAACUGGAGCUCACCAUCGCACGCAGUAUAUUGCGGGAGCCCCCUUGGUGCCCUCGUGAAGUGUGCCCGCCCUCAGGUGUAGCAGCGCAUGUGCAAACACCAUGUGGGCUUCCUAGGUCUUUAUUCCUCCUUUUUCAUUCCGAUGCACAUAACCCUCUCCUGUAUUUAUAACAUGUAUAGUGUAAAAUGUGAAUGAUUUUUCUUUGUGAAUGAAAAUCUAAAAUCUUUGUAACUUUUUAUAUCUGCUUUUGUUCCACCAAAGAAACCUAAAAUCCUUCUUUUA